AUGGCAACUUGCAUUUCUUUUCUCAUCUUUGUUAAUAUUCAUAUUUCAGUUCUUUUAUAUUUUUCUUCCUUCAUCUUUCUUUUAUUUUUCUUUCGGUAUUUUUCUUCCUUUCAUUCUUUCUUUUUAAUUUAUUUAUUUCCUCAUUCAUUCUUUUCCAUUCUUCUUUCUUUUCCGUGGCUUCGAUUUUCCUUUAAAUUAUCUACUUCAUUAUUCCCUUUUUCUCCUCUCAAAUUUAAUUCAUUCUUUUUCCUUUUUUCUUUUUUCUUAAUGCGAGCCAUAGUUUUCUUCCUUUCUGUAUUUCUCUCACUUUUUUUCUUUACAUCCUUGCUCUUUAAUCACAUUCCUUUCGAUUUCAUCUUUGAUUUUUUCCUUCAUCUUUCUUACAACUCUUUAAUAUUUCAAUUUUUUCAUUCAUCCUUUUCUUUCUUUUCAACAUUUUUUCCACUCCCUUUUUCUUUCAUUUCUUUCUUUCUUACAUUUUUCUUUGUUUCUUUGUUUCUUUCUUACUUUCUUUCUUUCUUACAUUCUUCUUUAGUUUUUUAUUCUUUCAUUUUACUCUUUGAUUCUCAUUAUCUCAUUCUUUUCUUCUUUCUACUUAGACUUCCUUCGAUUUUCUAUUUAUUCUCUGCUUCUUCUUUUUUCUUUUUUUCUUUUAAAUUUCAUUCAUUCUUUCUUCCUUUAUUUCUACUUGAUGCUGCCCCAUUCUUUUUUAUUUCACCUCAAAAUUCAUCGUCUUUCUCUCCUUAUCUUUCUUCUAAUUUUUCUUUGUGGAAUUGA
Acanthosepion pharaonis is the source of this 777-nucleotide messenger RNA. Lineage: Eukaryota; Metazoa; Mollusca; Cephalopoda; Sepiida; Sepiidae. The record is from the annotation of a GenBank genome assembly.